Messenger RNA from Neocloeon triangulifer, 1297 nucleotides. Its product is annotated as zinc finger protein 501-like. Lineage: Eukaryota; Metazoa; Arthropoda; Insecta; Ephemeroptera; Baetidae. Bases 164 to 1210 code for a protein of 348 amino acids. The record is from RefSeq and is a predicted model, not a curated record. The transcript has 4 exons.
CCCCGAGUACUAGUGCCAAAUCUAAACUGAAGGCCAGGCCAAAACCAGUUGUGUUGUGGACCUCAUCCGACGUUGAAAGGUGGCUGGGCCGCUGUUGCAGUGAUCUCUACGACGAGCACAAGAAAAAAUUCUUGGAGGUGAGGCAAAUUACUCCCCCCGCAGGAUGAAGACCAAUUCAUCUGAUCGUCAAACGGCACAAGUGCCUCCAUCGUCCGAAUGCUCCUACAUUCACAACCACCAACUUCCGGGGCCUAGUUACUCAUCGCCAGCCUCCUUCCUACCUUUUGCCAACCCUGGCUUCAACUUGACUCCUCUCAUGCCAGUGAAGGUCGAAGGAGGUCCUUCUACUGUUGCUGUUGUCCACAGCAGUCCACACCCGGGACGAAAACCGACCCGCCUUGGAGAUGAGCGGCCGUACAUUUGCCUUACCUGCAACAAGGCUUUCAAGCAAAAGGCAACCCUGAACCAGCACGAGCGAAUCCACACCGGGGCCAAGCCAUACUCAUGUCCUGAGUGUGGCAAGUGCUUUCGACAGCAGAGCAACUUGACGCAGCACUUGCGAAUUCACGUCGGCGAGUGCUCAUUCCCUUGCCAAUACUGCCAGAAGAACUUCAAGCAGCGCCACUUGCUUGGUCAGCAUCUUCUGACCCACCACGGCCACCUGGAGGCUAGCCCUACAAUGGUGCCUAAGCAGGAACAGUGGUCUGCAAUGGAGCCCUCAGUUUUGGCUAGCAUGACAGGUUUUCCGGUCCCCACAAGCAGCAAAAGCAAGAAGUAUUUUAACAAAGAUGAGCACCUGCCUGAGCUAAUCCCAAUGGGUCGUAACGCAGCAGGAAUGCCACUCUAUCUUCACUGCACCAUUUGCAAAGAGGACUUCAAGCAGAAAGACACACUCCUCCAGCACGGCUGCAUCCACAUCUCUGCUCGCCCCUAUCAAUGUCUUGAAUGCGGCAAGCGCUUCAAACAGCAGUGUCACCUGAUGCAGCAUCUUCGAAUCCACACUGACGAAAAACCCUACAAGUGCAAUGUGUGCGAGAAGGCAUUCAGGCAGAGGACAAAUCUCAAUCAGCACUUGAAGACUCAUUUUGGCACAGUCACUUCGACUACGAGUCAACCCCCUCCUGGAGCUCCCCCAGAAGAUCCGUCUUCGAACCUCUCGGAACUCUCGGAAGCCAAGCCUGUGAUCUCUGAGACAAUACUCACCAACUAGACUUUAAUUCUAAUCUGGGUUUUGAACAAUCUCGCUUAACGGAAGUGUCUAAUCUCGUCCCUAUAGUUUCUUGUGUAAAUUCCCCCC